Molecule: messenger RNA, 2337 nt
Organism: Daphnia pulex (common water flea)
Lineage: Eukaryota; Metazoa; Arthropoda; Branchiopoda; Diplostraca; Daphniidae
Gene: crn
Product: crooked neck-like protein 1
Exons: 10
Coding region: 92-2299 (735 amino acids)
Biological process (GO): spliceosomal complex assembly; mRNA splicing, via spliceosome
Cellular component (GO): U2-type catalytic step 2 spliceosome; Prp19 complex; post-mRNA release spliceosomal complex
Molecular function (GO): protein binding
Source: RefSeq, a predicted model, not a curated record
UACUACAGUACCAAGUGUCAGUCAUAGACUCAUAUCUGUUAAAACCUUAUUUUAUUUUUUUUACAAGUGCUCAUUUAAAAAGUAAUCUAAAAUGGAUUCGGGUGGAUUCGGUAAACCACAAAAACCUCCUAAAGUUGCCAAGGUUAAAAACAAAACACCGGCAGAAAUUCAAAUCACUGCUGAGCAGUUGCUUCGGGAAGCUAAGGAACGUGAUCUUGAAAUUGUUCCACCACCCCCUAAACAAAAAAUUUCAGAUCCCGAUGAGUUAGCAGACUACCAGUACAAGAAACGCAAAACCUUUGAAGAUGCUCUGCGGCGUAAUCGUAAUGUUAUUACCAACUGGAUCAAGUAUGCUCAAUGGGAAGAAAGCCAAAAAGAAAUUCAAAGAGCCAGAAGUGUUUUUGAGCGUGCUCUUGAUGUAGACCAUCGUAACAUUACCCUUUGGCUGAAGUAUUCAGAAAUGGAAAUGAAAAAUAAGCAAGUCAAUCAUGCCAGAAACUUGUGGGACCGUGCAGUUACAAUUUUGCCUAGAGCAAAUCAGUUUUGGUAUAAAUAUACCUACAUGGAGGAAAUGCUGGCCAAUAUAGCUGGUUGUCGUCAAGUAUUUGAAAGGUGGAUGGAAUGGCAGCCAGAUGAACAAGCUUGGCAAACAUACAUCAAUUUUGAAUUAAGGUAUAAAGAAUUAGAUCGUGCUCGCUCAAUUUUUGAACGGUUUGUCUAUGUGCACCCGGAAGUAAAAAAUUGGAUCAAGUAUGCCAAGUUUGAAGAAAGGAACGGUUACAUUAUCGGUGCCCGCCAGGUGUAUGAACGGUCGGUGGAUUUUUAUGGUGAUGAUCACAUGGACGAAAGGCUUUUCAUAGCCUUUUCCAAGUUUGAAGAGGGCCAAAAAGAACAUGAACGAGCAACUGCUAUUUACAAAUUUGCUCUCGAACACAUGUCAAAAGAUAAAGCAGCAGAAUUGUACAAAGCCUACACAAUUCACCAGAAAAAAUUUGGAGAGCGUGACGCUAUAGAAGACGUUAUUGUCAGUAAAAGAAAAUUUCAGUAUGAACAAGAAAUUAAAGAAAAUCCAUCAAAUUAUGAUGCAUGGUUUGAUUAUUUACGCCUAAUGGAAAGUGAAGGUGACGCUGACGUUGAAGUAGUGCGAGAUACAUACGAAAGAGCUAUUGCCAACAUCCCGCUAGUAGCUGAGAAGUCCUUUUGGCGUCGUUACAUCUAUCUGUGGAUUAACUAUGCACUUUUCGAAGAACUGGAAGCCGAAGAUUAUGAAAAAACUCGACAGGUCUACGAUUCAUGUCUUAAGCUCAUUCCGCAUCGUAACUUCACAUUCGCCAAAAUGUGGCUCCUUUACGCCCAUUUCGAAGUUCGACAGAAAAAUCUGCAAUUGGCGCGUAAAAUUUUAGGUACUGCGAUUGGUAAAUGUCCAAAGAACAAGUUGUUCCGUGGAUAUAUUGAUUUGGAGAUCCAGCUGAGAGAAUUUGACCGCUGCAGGACAUUGUAUGAAAAGUUCCUCCAAAACGGUCCAGAAAAUUGCACCACUUGGAUGAAAUUCGCCGAACUAGAAACUUUACUGGGAGAUGUGGAUCGUGCUCGCGGCAUUUACGAGCUUGCCAUCAAGCAGCCUCUACUAGAUAUGCCAGAAAUUCUUUGGAAGGCUUACAUCGAUUUUGAAAUCGAACAAGAGGAGAAUGAUAAAGCCCGAUCGUUAUAUGAGAGACUUCUAGAACGCACGCAGCACGUAAAAGUCUGGAUGAGUUUUGCUCAAUUUGAGCUCACUCUAGCAGCAUCUCAGCAGGAGGACCCAAGUUUGCCAGUCGCAGCAGCUAGAGCAGUCUUCCAGCGUGCAAACAAGUCGCUACGUUCUAUAGCUCAGUCAGUCGGUCUUGAAGUGGCUACCAACAAAGAGGAGCGAUUGAUGUUGUUGGAGGCUUGGCAAGAAUUCGAAUAUGAAUAUGGAGAUGAGGGAUCUCGCAAUGCGGUUGUUAACUUGAUGCCUAGACGUGUGAAGAAGAGGAGGCGGAUCCAAACACAAGAUGGGACCGAUGCUGGUUGGGAAGAGUAUUUCGACUACAUUUUCCCCGAGGAUGAAGCUACUAAACCCAAUCUUAAGCUCUUGGCUAUGGCCAAAGCUUGGAAAAUGGCAAAAGAAUCCGCUCCAUCAAACCAGGAAGAGGAACUACCCAAAAGCAAUGCUCCAUUGGCUGACACUGUGUUACCACCAGUGUCCUUGUCCACAGUCCCCGACGAUCGCGAUGAUUCGAGUGAAUCAUCUAGUAGUGAAUCUGAAAAUAAGGAUUAGCUACUACUGGAAUAGAAAAUACACUUUUUAAAAAAUGA